CUACAGUCAAGCCCCGCUCAUCACCUAAACUUCAACCCCACCAUCAGCUAAGAUCGCAGCCUUGUCGCGAAGUGAAAGCUCAACCCCUCCAUCUACACUUCUUCUUCGUCUCCAACAACAACUUUCCGCCUUCCCUCUCGAACAUAACUCAAUCGCAGCGGCGCAACCUCCACAUGGGGAACUCCUUCCGAUAAACACUUCCUCACCCUCCGACCCUCACUCUGCGCCAUCUUACCACGACCGAACCAAGCACCUUCACCGUUCGAUCACCACUAGGAGCCUAACCCCGAGCAUCCUCCGUGGAACAUUUAGAUCGUAUCGGCCGACGCUCGCCAACAACCCGCUUGACGACUCGAUUUCGAUACCCUUGCAGAGCCUUGCCAACUAGCGACAAUUCCGACGCCGUCAAGAUGCCUCCACCAUCUGCUGCCCAGCAGAAGGUUCUCAUCGCCCAGUUCGUAGCUCUUACUGGUCAAUCAGAGCGACAGGCUACCCGUUACCUCAAGAAUGCCGGUUUCAAGCUCAACGAAGCUGUCGAUACGUUCUUUUCAUCCAAUGGAGACAAUAAGGGCCCGUCGCCUCUAGAGACAUCGCUAGACAAGCUAUUCUCUCAACUGCAGGACUCUAGCGAUGAAAAAGACAAACUCGAGCUCGACUCCACAAUGUCAUACCUCACUGAGAAGCUACAAGUCAACAUCGAAAAUGCCGAGCUACUUGUCGCGCUUGAACUUCUCCAGGCUCCCUCUGUGGGCGUCAUUACCAGAAAAGGUUACGUUGAUGGCUGGAAAGUGACUGGAGCUGGAACGACACAUCAAGAGCAUGCCGCCCAUCUCCGAAAACUGACCAAAUCCCUCUCUUCUGACCCGACGCUAUUCAAGAAGGUUUAUAGGCAUACCUUUGUUGCUGGUCGAGACGGCGACCAGAAAGCACUGAACCUUGAGACUGCGCUCGUUUACUGGGACAUCCUGUUUGCCCCUCCGGGAAUGGAGUGGAAGACACCAAACCGCAAUUGGUUGGAACUGUGGAAGUCCUUCCUCAAUGCCAAAUGGACUCGUUCGGUCAACAAGGACAUGUGGAACAUGACACUCGAGUUCGCUCUCAAGUCUUUAUCUGACGAGUCGCUAUCAUUUUGGAACGAGGAUGGCGCGUGGCCAAGUGUGAUUGACGACUUUGUGGAUUGGUGUCGUGAGCAGGGCAUUGGUAAGACCGAUGGCAUGGACGUUGACAACUAGGGAAGCGGCACACUCAUUGGCUCACAACACGAAACGGAGCCCAUAGAAGACAUGGACUCCUGCGACUUCGGUUCCGAUAUCCACAUACCACUGUAUACAGGCAGGGCACGUCGUUCAGGCGCCAACCGGACACACGGGAAGCGGGUUGCGUUUCUAGAAGGACGGCGUUAACCAAGAGCACCCGGACCAUCGGUGUGGUUGUAAUUGAUGACUUAUGAUAGACAUGCAGUAACAGAAUAGAACACAUUCAUGUUACCAGUCUUUCUGUGUGAUUUGUG
Messenger RNA from Fusarium oxysporum Fo47, 1510 nucleotides. Its product is annotated as NEDD8 ligase DCN1. Gene Ontology annotation, biological process: positive regulation of ubiquitin-protein transferase activity; protein neddylation. Gene Ontology annotation, cellular component: ubiquitin ligase complex. The transcript is spliced from 5 exons. Gene Ontology annotation, molecular function: cullin family protein binding; ubiquitin conjugating enzyme binding; ubiquitin-like protein binding. The record is from RefSeq and is a predicted model, not a curated record. The coding region runs from base 411 to 1232 and encodes 273 amino acids. NCBI's taxonomy places the organism in Eukaryota, Fungi, Ascomycota, Sordariomycetes, Hypocreales, Nectriaceae.